AUGAUAACUACGUACAGUUACAUUGAAUCUCACAAAGGCAAUACGAUACCACAAAUGUUCAUCGUGGAAAUACGCAGUUCCAUGCUCUGUGAAUUAUCGCCUCUCACGGAUCUAAUGAGCUUUAGAGCCGGAAAUUUUAAUCUGAAAGAUGAAGAUCGUAGCGGUCGUCCAUCCACCACCGAUACUGACCUUAUCAAGGCCUACCUCGAUGAAAACCCAAGGUCUAGUGUUCGUGAGAUAGCAGAUGUUUUAAACAUCCCGCGAACAACGAUUCAUGAACAUUUGACAAAGCUUGGUUUUUUGGAUCAACGAUACGACGAUACGAGUACCAUGAACGAAGAAGAUAGAAGAAAGUUCAACGUUCCUUACGAACGUCCAAUAUCAAAUCGAAGCAAACACAUCGUCGUAUUGAAUUACAGCGGAGUAUUCACGAAAUAUUGGCGGUUAUACUGCAAGCACACAACUUUAGUGGGUCUGAAGUAUUUUUUGAAAGAUGAAGUAACCUGGUUGGAGAAGUUCCUAUGGCUUCUCGUAUACAUAAUCUCCAUAAUUUGCGGCUUUCUCCAGAUGGUCAAUAUUUAUCAGGCGUACAAAGAUAUCCCAGUAACAGCCACGUUAGAAUCGGAGUAUUUUCCAACUAAUGAAAUAAAAUUCCCCGUUUUGUGUUCAAUCGCCAAUAAAUGUUACAUUUUAACCAAAAUUUUAUCAAUUGAAAGGAUUUUAAUUUGCAUUCGUUGGAGUGUCAGGUAUGAAGCGAAAAUCAGUAAUUUGACCGUGAAUGAAAUUCUUCACGAAAUACGGAAGGUCGGUGAUUUGUACGAUUCGCCAUUUACCACUGCUGGUGAUUACACUCAGAUUAUUCAGCUGAUGUCCAAGUUUUACGGGAAUAAUUACGAUAUCACCGACAUAAUGGAACGCCUAACACCACAGUGUUCGUCUAUGUUACUCAACUGUUAUUUUCGCAAUCAGAGAAUGAAUUGCUCUGAUAUAUUCAGUGUCGGAAAAACGAAAAAUGGAUUCUGUUGCAUUUUUAAUUACAUUGCCGAGAGUUUUGGUGAUGCUCCUAAGUAUUUUAAGCAGGAGGAAUUUAAAUUGUAUUAUGUCGGAGACAUAGGUAUACAGAACGGUUUAACUGUGACGAUGGAUCCCUUAUUGGAUGAUUAUUUUUACACGAUACUACCCACUAUUGGUUGGAAGGUGAUGAUAUUCGACCCUUACGAUUACCCUGACUCGGGUAGUGGCAGCGUUUCGGACAUUCUGCUUGGCCCGUUAACCGAGAAGUACGUACGUUUGAAGGCGGUUGGGUUGUACAGUACCGACAAUAUUCGCCCAUAUUCGAUGCAGAAACGAGGCUGCAUCUUUCCCGACGAAUACGUUUCGGACCACACGACUUAUACCUAUAAUGACUGCAUAGUCGCCUGCAAGAUGGAGCACGUAUGGAACCAUUGCAAAUGUAGAGUGUUUUUCUAUCCAUAUCACGAAGGUGAAAACUACUUUAUUUCCGGUAGAACUCGUUCACUUUUCUCAGGAUCAUUUCAACAGAACUUGCAAUAUGGAGAAUAUACAUUGUUUAUUGCAAUAUUACGAACAGAUGUAGCGUUUAACAUCGUACCUUAUAAAGACAAUACUUUAAGUAGCUCGCUCGAUGAUCAGAAUGCAACAAUGUAUUGCAAAAAUUGUUACCCUGAAUGUGACGAUAUGAGAUAUUAUGUGCAAAGUACUAUAUCUAACAUAGAGCCUGGAUACUUCGACACGGAAUUAUUUCCGGACAUGAACGUAACGAAUCAUAGUGUUCUGCACGUAUAUUUUCCAAACUCAGGAACCGAGUUUUUGAAACAAGACGUGACUACCCGUUGGUACGAGUAUUUGGGUGAAGUUGGAGGACUCUAUGGACUUUACGUUGGCAUCAGCAUCAUUAGUUUCGUAGAAUUGAUUUAUUUUAUCAUAUUAUGGCUCAGUGAAGCGUUUAAAUCUCUCGAGGUAGUAGAAGAAGAAAUUCCUCAUGAAAAUGCUAUACAUCCUAUUUAUUGGAAUGAAUUCUUUCCACAUCCAAGGGCUGUCAUGAAUAAUUAAUGAAAAUAGUAUUUGCUUCUAAUAUACAUUCGAUGUGUUUCUAUGUA
Messenger RNA from Bombus huntii, 2120 nucleotides. RefSeq names its product sodium channel protein Nach-like. The transcript is spliced from 12 exons. The record is from RefSeq and is a predicted model, not a curated record. Gene Ontology annotation, cellular component: membrane. Gene Ontology annotation, molecular function: ligand-gated sodium channel activity. The coding region runs from base 1 to 2073 and encodes 690 amino acids. Gene Ontology annotation, biological process: sodium ion transmembrane transport. Lineage: Eukaryota; Metazoa; Arthropoda; Insecta; Hymenoptera; Apidae.